Molecule: messenger RNA, 2528 nt
Organism: Branchiostoma floridae (Florida lancelet)
Lineage: Eukaryota; Metazoa; Chordata; Leptocardii; Amphioxiformes; Branchiostomatidae
Exons: 14
Coding region: 162-2495 (777 amino acids)
Biological process (GO): apoptotic process; signal transduction; proteolysis
Cellular component (GO): cytoplasm
Molecular function (GO): protein binding
Source: RefSeq, a predicted model, not a curated record
UUUGCGGAAGUAGUGUAUAUCCACGAUAUUUGAAACUUCUCGAGGCCUCGUCUUCACUUGUUAAACGACCGGGGUCCUAACGGGGUCCUAAUCUCAGUAACUAUAACCUAAAAAUAAAGUGUAGUAAUUUACCUUGCUAUAUAGAGCUUCAAGAUACAACCAUGCAGAAAAUCGCUGUAAAAGAAGGACUAUGCGGAUCGUUUGGGACUCUGGAAUACCUUUCGGUCAUGACUGGCGCUACAAAGGUCGUCGUUGAACAGAUCCCAAGAGGAAAAAAGAAAGGAAUUAUGUCUGAUGCUAGGGUACAUCCCGACUCUCCACUGUCAGCACAAGUUAGAGGCUAUGGGCUUCUGGACUUUAAGGUGGUGCCGUGCACGGAAGACUUCAAAUCUGAGACCCUGGCAAAGGAGAGUGUAUACACGAUGUGCACGUACCCACGUGGGAGCAGUUUGAUAAUCAGCAACAUCACAUUUACUACGAUGCCAGACCGGAAGGGAGGAAACGUUGAUCUGAUCAACAUCAGAAAUCUUUUGGAGGGUCUAUCUUUGGAGACAAGCAUUCUUAAGGACCAGACAGCACAGGAGAUGAAGAAUGAGCUCCUAAAGUUUUCUAAGCGCAAAGAGCAUGCCGAGAGGGAUUGUUGUGUCGUGGUGACCAUGACACAUGGAAAAGAAGAUCACAUCUACGGAACGGACGGGGAUGCUGUCCCCCUGGCGACAAUCUUUUCUAUGUUUGACAACGAUUCCUGUCCGAGUCUGUCAGGAAAGCCGAAACUAUUCUUCGUCCAGGCAUGCCAAGGAGAUAAAACAGGUGGUAACAGACACCAGGCUGUUGAAUAUUCAGACGGAUACCAGUUGACAUCGUCAGACACCCCAGUGCCCCCUGUGUGGAAGAGCGAUAUGUUCAUUGCGUACCCAUCACCAUGGGGUUAUCAGUCGGUAAGGACUGAAGAUGGGAGCCCCUUUCUUGGAGCAAUCACCAAGGUGUUCUCAGAACACGCGAAGGACACCAAUUUGUUUGACAUGAUGACAAUGGUGAACAGGGAAGUCUCUGACGCCAGUAAAGGCCUGGUGCAACCGGAAGUACAUUCCACUCUUCGGAAGCAACUCUAUUUCUUUCCAGGCGAUGCUGGUCAAACCUACAGUCUGGCAUGGAAAAUACUUCGCAGCAUGAAACCAUAUAUGAUGGCGAGAGAGUUCAUGAUCAUGAUCAUGAUGAUGCUGGUGAUGUUGAUGAUAAAUCUCCUGGCAACUUACUCAAUCUCUGCAACUGACCACGAUGUACCACCGAGCAUUCCAGUGGCCCCGUUGACCAUCCAUUCCUACGCUAUCGGCACUGAAGGACGUGUGAUUCAAGAGGCCGGGGGAGUGGAGCUGAUAUUUCCUAAAGGUUGUGUUUCAGAAGAAAGGGUCGUCUCCGUGGAGGUCGACGUAAUCCCCGUUAACGACUUCAUCAACCGAAAGUUCAUGGCGAUGAGUGCAGUCCUGACAGUGAAGCAAAGUCGGAACACACCCUUCCUUCAGCCUGUCACAGUAACGCUGCCAUGGAUGUGGCGGAAGUAUGCCUCUAAACAACAGGUCAACACCACCCUGAUGCACUUCCAGCCCAACCGUGGUUGGGCUGUCUUCAGUGCGCAUCUCCAAGAAGCUGACCACACGGUGACAUUCAAAACAUUCCAUUUCCAGAGUUAUUUUCUCGUUCAAACGCUAAAUGACGCGGUGCACUUUGUGGAGAAGAUUUGGAAGGGCUACGCCGAGGACAAGGUGCAUCUCUCCAUCAUCCCUAACUCAACAACACGCGAGAUCACCAUGCUCUGUACUCACAAACUACAGGACCAGCAAGAAUUCUUCUACAUUACUGAAGAGCAGCUGAAGCAUCAGUUCAAACAGCAGGUGUAUAUGAAAAGCAACGAGAAGAUCAAAGCAAUGAUAACGGAGGAAAGUGACAUCGAAAUUGAAAAGUACGACAUUCCACGUGGUGGAAUCACUUUCUACUUUCCUCCGGCCACCGCUAACAGAUAUUCGCUUCGUCUGAAGAAAAGGGAGGAGGCAAGCGAGAAGGGCGUGUACGAGGGAAGCAUCCAAUUCGACAGAGUACAGUCCGAUGGGCACACGUCAGCGGGCACAAUGGAGGAGGCCAUCAACAAUGCUCUCAUCUAUCUUCGUCCCAGAUCUGAAGCCAUGGCGCACACAGACGACUCUCUGUCUAGCAAAGGAUUAGCACCUGCAUUCAUAGAUCCCCAUGAUGUGGCGCAAAAUUUCGACAAAGUAGUGAAAAGUGUGGGCACGUCUUGGAAAGAGCUGGCCCUAAAGCUAGGUCUUUCAUAUGAAGCCGUCCAGGUGAUCGACCAGAAUGUCAAGCUGAAGGACGACUUUGACAAAUGCAGGGACGCCCUUUAUCAAUGGAGACAGAUCAACGGAAAGAAAGCAACAUUGGAGGUUCUAAAAGAUGCCCUCUCACAAAUAGAUAUGAACUCAGUCAGAGAUGAGCUGUAGAUGGAACAACUGUUCAAAGAAAGCUUAAGCUGU